CUCAUGCUCAUCAGAAGUCUGCUCAGAGCUGCCCAUGGCGGGACGGUCCUGCGGUCCUCUAGAGUCCGGCAGAGAUGCUGUCCCGUGCGGAGAGAGACUCACCACUGCUCGGCUGUAGUUUACAGAGAACACUCGCAUAACAUCGAUACUCUGAGGAUGGAGCAGCUGCCGUUGCCUCCGGUGAAAGAUGGGUCAGUGAGAAUCCGCAUGCUCGCAGCUCCGGUCAAUCCUGCAGACGUGAACAUGAUCCAGGGUUCGUACCCAAUCUUGGUCCCCGUCCCAGCGGUGGGGGGGAAUGAGGGCGUGGGAGAGGUGCUGGAGGUGGGCAGUGAUGUCACAUCUCUCCGACCUGGUGAUUGGGUCGUGCCCAUAGAUGCUGGCUUUGGUACAUGGAGGACAGCCGCUGUGUGUGAAGAGCAUGAGCUCAUGUCUGUUCCUAAAGACAUCUCUCUUCUGGGAGCCGCCACUGUCUUCGUGAACCCCUGCACCGCCUACAGGAUGCUGAGCGACUUCCAAACACUCGCCCCUGGUUGCACAGUGAUCCAGAACGCCUCGAACAGCGCAGUGGGACAGGCUGUGAUUCAGAUCGCCGCAGCACUGGGCCUAAAAACCAUCAACAUCAUCAGAGACCGACCAAACUGUGCUGAGCUGACGGAUGAGCUUCAGUCACUGGGAGCCGAUUAUGUCGUGACAGAAGAGGAAGUGAUGUCAUCGGGGCUUCGUCGGGUCUUCGAGGAGGUUCCCAAACCUAAACUGGGCCUGAACUGUGUAGGAGGCUUGAGCGGAGGACUUGUGUUGUCUAAUCUCGAUAAUGGAGGCACGAUGGUCACAUACGGAGGGAUGGCCAAAAGACCCCUCCAGAUCCCUGCCAAAUCCUUUAUAUUCCAGAAUGCGACUCUAAAGGGCUUCUGGCUGACCCAGUGGAAAAGACACCACAGGACAGAUAGAGCCCAGCUGAAGGCCAUGUUGGAUGCUGUGUGUGACCUCAUGAGAGCCGGACAGCUGUCCUCACCACACUGCGUCCAGACACCGUUUCAGCAAUACACACACGCGCUACGAGCUACUGUGCAAUCACACCGCCGCAAACACGUCCUCAUCAUGUAGACUCAGAAACGCUGUGUUAUCUUCUGCAGAACCACGCUGGACAUCAGAAACAAACGUCUACAGCUACACAUGCUUC
Messenger RNA from Rhinichthys klamathensis goyatoka, 1180 nucleotides. RefSeq names its product enoyl-[acyl-carrier-protein] reductase, mitochondrial. NCBI's taxonomy places the organism in Eukaryota, Metazoa, Chordata, Actinopteri, Cypriniformes, Leuciscidae. Gene Ontology annotation, cellular component: mitochondrion. The transcript has 10 exons. Bases 4 to 1104 code for a protein of 366 amino acids. Gene Ontology annotation, molecular function: trans-2-enoyl-CoA reductase (NADPH) activity. The record is from RefSeq and is a predicted model, not a curated record. Gene Ontology annotation, biological process: fatty acid metabolic process.